AUGGAUAAACGUUGUCAUUGUGUAUGUGAAUUGAAAAAUUUGAUUAAAGCGGAGAGCACCGGUUCUAGGGAUAAAUUUUUUUAUCCUGGUGGUGGCAGUUAUAAGGGUUUUUGGCUAAACUCCCAACACCAUGGUUACGGUACAAAAACAAGCAAGAACAAUUUGAAUUAUUCUGGACAAUGGAGCAAUGGAAAACGGCAGGGAUUGGGGAGUAUGACAAAACAAAUGCAAAAUGGUGAAACGCGUGUAAUUUAUACUGGGUAUUGGGAAAAUGAUCAGAAAUGUGGCAGCGGUAAGCAAUUUUACCGAGGAGGAGUCUAUUACGGUUCAUGGAAAAAUAAUAGACGUCAUGGUAUGGGGCUCAUUUUUUAUGAAUCUGGUGAUUUCUAUUUGGGCGAAUGGAAAGUUGAUGUUUAUCACGGAUUGGGAGCACUAUUUUACAACAACGGCAACAGGUUUGAAGGCUACUUUGCUAGAGGGUACAAAAAUGGAGAGGGCACUUUUUAUCAUAUGAAGACUGGUCAGGUACAGAAAGGUGUUUGGGAAAGUGAUGUUUGCAAGAGUUGCGUGGUACAAGAUGAAUUUCGAAAUCAAGUCCAUUGUUCCACUCCGUAUCCUAUUCCUCCCCUUUGCAUUCCUUACCCCGAUAUAUUCGUAUACGAUCUAUUUCGAAAAUACUUGAAAAAUGCUAAUAAACCCGGCAAGUGUUUCGAGAACACUCGGCACGUGGGUGAUUACACUGUUUGCGAACGCUGUUCGGAAUGCGACACUUUAAUCGAAGAAUGUACUGACGAGGAAGUUGGCGUGCUAAUUGAUAUUUUAGGCACAUUCUAA
Glossina fuscipes is the source of this 834-nucleotide messenger RNA. Its product is annotated as MORN repeat-containing protein 3. The coding region runs from base 1 to 834 and encodes 277 amino acids. The record is from RefSeq and is a predicted model, not a curated record. The transcript has 4 exons. NCBI's taxonomy places the organism in Eukaryota, Metazoa, Arthropoda, Insecta, Diptera, Glossinidae.